Molecule: messenger RNA, 2175 nt
Organism: Daldinia caldariorum
Lineage: Eukaryota; Fungi; Ascomycota; Sordariomycetes; Xylariales; Hypoxylaceae
Product: T-complex protein 1
Exons: 3
Coding region: 309-1952 (547 amino acids)
Biological process (GO): protein folding
Cellular component (GO): chaperonin-containing T-complex
Molecular function (GO): ATP hydrolysis activity; ATP-dependent protein folding chaperone; ATP binding
Source: RefSeq, a predicted model, not a curated record
GGUAUAUACCUAGGUACAUAAGGUGCAACAAGGGCUAAAAUAAAGCUAAAAUAAAGUUCAAAAGAACGUGAGAACCUCGGAAGGAAUGAGGAGGGAUGUAUAAUAUACUUCCAGCAAGCUUUAGGACCUAGGUAGGUAUUGCCCCACUAACUUUUUUUCCUAGUAGUGGAAGCUUCAACAUUUGAACUUUGGAACCUCUCACUUUAAUACUACAUUUAAUACAUCUGAUAGCCUCAACUUCUUCACCCCUGGUUUUUCCGACUCGAUAAUAAAAGUUGGACAUCUAACCCAGCGAGGAAUCACCAAAAAUGUCUCUCAACAUUCCAAACGCGCCAAACGCUGGCCUAUUCAAGCAAGGUUAUAACAGCUACGACGCCGAAGAUGGAGCCGUAUUACGAAAUAUCGAUGCUUGCCGUGCUAUCGCCUCUACCGUCCAGACCUCCUUAGGACCCUUUGGUCGAAAUAAGAUCAUUAUAAAUCAUCUGCAAAAGAUGAUACUCACUUCUGAUGCUGCAACCAUCUUAAAGGAGCUCGAUGUCGUUCACCCCGCCGCCAAGCUUCUAGUUAUGGCUAGUCAACAGCAGGAGGCCGAGAUGGGCGAUGCUACAAACCUUGUUAUAGUACUUGCCGGCGAGCUCCUUAAGAAAGCCGAAGAUCUGCUACGGAUGGGCCUGAAGACUGCCGAUAUAGUCACAGGUUACGAGCGCGCUCAGGCAUUUGCUCUUGAGGCUUUAGAGGAACUCGUGGUGGAUAAGGUGGAAGAUAUCAGGAACCAGGAGCAGCUAAGCAAGGCAAUUCGAACGGUGGUGGCCAGCAAGCAGAACGGAAACGAGGAUACACUAUCUACUCUCGUCUCUGAGGCUGUUCUGGCCGUGCUGCCCAAGAACCCCGUUAACUUCAAUGUCGACAACAUUCGAGUAGUAAAGAUAUUGGGUGGAAGCUUGGAGCAGAGCAGAGUAGUGAAGGGCAUGGUCUUCCCCAAGGAACCGGAUGGAUCUGUCAAGAAGGCCACCAAGGCUAAGGUUGGAGUUUUCUCCUGUGCCAUCGACAUAAGUCAGACCGAGACCAAGGGCACCGUGCUAUUACACAAUGCUAAGGAAAUGAUGGACUUCACCAAGGGAGAGGAAGAACAGCUAGAAGCUGCUAUCAAGGAGUUACAUGACGCUGGAUUGAGAGUUGUCAUCGCCGGUUCUACCGUAGGAGAACUCGCUUUGCACUACCUCAACCGGUACGGCAUACUCGUCAUCAAGAUUCUCAGCAAGUUUGAACUACGACGAGUUUGCAGAGUUGUUGGCGCUACGCCCCUUGCAAGGUUAGGUGCACCCAUGCCUGAUGAGAUGGGAUCCGUAGACGUUGUCGAGACUCUCGAAAUCGGAGGAGACCGCGUGACGGUAUUCAGGCAAGAAGACGAAGUCACAAGGACGGCAACCAUCGUCCUUCGAGGUGCUACACAGAACCAUCUUGACGACGUGGAGCGAGCAGUGGAUGAUGGUGUCAACGUGGUGAAAGCUAUCACCCGUGACGCACAGCUAGUCCCCGGUGCAGGAGCCACAGAAAUACAACUCGUGGGAAGGAUACAAGCUUUCGCCGACAAGACAUCAGGCUUGCCGCAAUACUCUAUCCGGAAAUAUGGUGAGGCGUUUGAGGUUGUAGCACGAACUAUAGCAGAGAGCGCCGGUUUAGACGCUACCGAGGUCUUGAGCAGGCUAUACACGGCGCACAACAAGAAGGACGGCUUGACCAUAGGUGUUGAUAUAGAGAACAACGACGGCACCGGAGUACUAGAUGCUAAGGCGGAAGGCGUCCUCGACCUUAUGGUCACCAAGUCUUGGGCCAUCAAAUUGGCGACAGAGGCAGCACGGACGGUGCUUUCUGUAGACCAAAUCAUUGUGGCCAGGCAAGCUGGUGGACCGAAGCCUCCGGGACCCAACCCCAACUGGGAUGAAGACUAAAACAAAAGCUUGUUUAGGGUCUUUUGGGGACAUAUCGGGACUGGACGCGGAUAUAGACGGUCAACCUACAGAUACCAGGGAUAUCGAUAGCAUGAAUUGACUAGAUCUAAAAGCGAAGCUCGAUAGUCUACCCGUAACUUAUCAGUUUUAUUUGAAGUGACGACUCGGUCUUCCUAUCGCAAGUUGCUUGAAUAACCCUAGAAUAUCCGAUUCUAUAGUAACG